GGGCAGCUCCCCUUCAGCGCCGCCUCCGUGAGGAAGGGCCGGGGCGCGGCCCUCUGUGGGGAUGGGCAUCUCGAGCUCAUCCCGCGCGGCUCCUGACGGCUUCUCCUCCCCGCCUGGCCCGGUGGCUGUGCACAGCCGCUUUCCUGCGUGUGUCGUGUUGGCUCGAAGCUCUCGGCCCUGCUGGGUGUGGAGGAGCCGGGCGCCCGUUCGCUCCUUGGUGUGAAACCAGGCAAAGCUCCGCCAGGCGCACGGAAAGCUUUGCUGGUGUCCGCCUCUGCCCAAACACUGCCCUUCUUGAUGUGUCGCACCCCGUGCUUGUCUGAGCUGUUCAGUUUAUUAAUUGCCCUUAAUUGGACGGUUUGCAGGCUGAAGUCAUCAGUCAGCUUUCUCACUCGGCCAGAUCGACCAAAUAUCGCUUAUCAGAAACUAAAAGGGAGGAAUCCAGGGGUUAUUUUCCUUCCAGGCUUCAAUUCAAAUAUGAAUGGUCAGAAAGCAACUGCCCUCGAAGAUUUCUGCAAAUCAUUAGGUCAUGCCUUCAUCAGAUUUGACUAUACAGGAUGUGGAAGUUCACAUGGUAAAUUUGAAGAGUGUACAAUUGGGAAGUGGAGAAAAGAUGUUCUGAGUAUACUGGAUGAACUUACAGAUGGACCACAGUUUUUGGUGGGCUCAAGCAUGGGUGGAUGGCUGAUGCUUCAUGCUGCAAUAGCACGUCCAGAUAAAGUAGCUGCUCUGGUUGGAGUAGCUGUAGCAGCAGAUCACGUUGUAACAACUUUUAAGAGGCUUCCUAUUGAGGCACAAAAAGAAAUAGAACAAAAGGGUGAAUGGAAGUAUCAAACAAAGCACAAUGAGGAAGGCUAUUACUCCUUGACCUAUGACUUCAUCAGAGAAGCAGAAAAUCACUGUGUGCUGAAUAGUCCUAUUCCUGUAACAUGUCCCAUACGCCUUAUCCAUGGCAUGAGGGAUGGGGAUGUCCCCUGGGAGAUCUCUAUGCAAGUUGCUGACCGUGUUUUGAGCAAGGACGUGGAUGUUAUCCUCCGCAAAAUCGGCCAGCACCGCAUGAGUGACAAGGAGGAUACAAAGCUCCUUGUGAAUACUGUUGAUGAUCUAAUUGACAAGCUGUCAACAGUAGCAUAAGCUGAAGAGUAGCAUUAGUGCAUGAACUCUACACCUGACUCUUUUCCUUGAGUAACAGAAGCCUUGUUCUUACCCAGGUGGUGGCAGGCCUGUGACUGUCACAGUAGGAACUGAGCUUUAUCUGCUGUUUCCUUACCUCUGUUUCAUAAAUACAGGUAUUAUAUUAUUGCUGCAUUUGCACACAGUCCAAAGUGUGAAGGAGUGCUGCUAUUCUGUUCAGAACCUCUCCUUCACCACUUUACCCAUUCUUUUCACAAAUUUCCUACAAUUUUGUACUGACACGUUGAUUACUUUUUGUUGCUAUUGGCCUGUACAGUAAAAUUUUAUUUUCACAUCUUUGAUCCCUGUUACUGUCCUUUCACUGUAACAUCAUUGUAUCUUAUGUCUGAAACCAUCUGUGCAAGGCAAAAUACAACUUACGUGUUUACUGAAGUUAGUUAUUAGAAUAGUGAGUACCAUGAAACGCAAUAAACAGAUUUCAGAUAAAUGAUUAUUUUGUUCUGAAAUGCUGUUAAAACGUGGAAGGCACACCCUGAUGGUGUGCUUGGGGUACUACAUAGGGAAGAAUUUGACUUCUAAGAAUGCAAGGCCUCAAAGCCUUAAGAGCUCUUUAUCUGUGCUUAUCAGGAGGAGGUGUGUCAUCUUCUCCAGGCUGCCAUCUGUCGUUCAUUUCUGGGCCUACUGUUAAGGAAACAAUAAAUAAUCGUGGUGUAAACUGAAA
Molecule: messenger RNA, 1855 nt
Organism: Lonchura striata (white-rumped munia)
Lineage: Eukaryota; Metazoa; Chordata; Aves; Passeriformes; Estrildidae
Gene: ABHD10
Product: abhydrolase domain containing 10, depalmitoylase
Biological process (GO): protein depalmitoylation
Cellular component (GO): mitochondrion
Molecular function (GO): hydrolase activity, hydrolyzing O-glycosyl compounds; palmitoyl-(protein) hydrolase activity
Source: RefSeq, a predicted model, not a curated record